Molecule: messenger RNA, 365 nt
Organism: Sitophilus oryzae (rice weevil)
Lineage: Eukaryota; Metazoa; Arthropoda; Insecta; Coleoptera; Curculionidae
Product: SOX domain-containing protein dichaete-like
Exons: 3
Coding region: 36-365 (109 amino acids)
Biological process (GO): regulation of DNA-templated transcription; cell differentiation; anatomical structure morphogenesis
Molecular function (GO): RNA polymerase II cis-regulatory region sequence-specific DNA binding; DNA-binding transcription factor activity, RNA polymerase II-specific
Source: RefSeq, a predicted model, not a curated record
UUAUCUGUAUAGAAACAAUUUUAAAGUCAGUUAGAAUGAUGGUCCCUCAACGCUACGAGUAUAUUCCAAACUGUCAUAUUUCACACGAGUCUGUUCCAAACUGUUAUCACAAUUUCGGGUCUGUGAGCCAGAUGUGCGAAAGUGGCUUCAAUGCCGCAGAAGGAUUCUCCAGGAUGGCGUCCCUGGGCGGGACGCCCAUCGGUAUGCCGCAAGGUUUACAAACACCUCAAGCUGUCAAAAAGCAAGAGGACCACAUCAAAAGGCCCAUGAACGCGUUUAUGGUGUGGUCACGUCUUCAGCGCAGAAAGAUAGCACAGGAGAAUCCGAAAAUGCACAAUUCGGAAAUUUCGAAAAGACUCGUCUAA